CGCCCGGCCCGGCGCCCCCCGCAGCCCCGGGCGCCGUGCGUCCAGCCCGGCCUUCGGCCCCAGCCUCGCGCCGCUCUCCCGGCCCGCGAUCGCGCCAGCAGACCGGGCCGCCCCGCUGCCCGGCUCGCCCUCGUGCGCGCUUCGCCCUGAGCCGGCCUUAGCGCUGUCGGUCCCUACGGGCCGGGCCAUGCCGAGUCGCCGCGCUAGCAGAGCGUCCGCGCCCGAGCUGGGGGCCUUGGGUUCCGCUGACCUUUCCUCGCUGUCCCUGACGGCCUCCAGGACCACAGAUGAACUGGAAAUCAUCGACGAAUACAUUAAGGAGAACGGCUUCGGCCUGGACGGGGCACAGCUGGGCGAGAUGCCUCGCCUGGUGCCCCGUGGGCAGGCCUCACUGAGCAGCGUCACCUUGGGUCCAGCUGCACAGCCGCCUCCUGUCACACCCUCGCCCUGGAGCUGCACCCUGGGCCGGCUGGUGUCACCCGGCCCGGGUCCCAGGCCGCACCUGGUCAUCACAGAGCAGCCAAAGCAGCGCGGGAUGCGCUUCCGCUAUGAGUGCGAGGGCCGCUCUGCCGGCAGCAUCCUUGGGGAGAGCAGCACCGAAGCCAGCAAGACGCUGCCUGCCAUCGAGCUUCGAGACUGCGGCGGGCUGAGGGAGGUGGAGGUCACGGCAUGCCUUGUGUGGAAGGACUGGCCUCACCGGGUACACCCACACAGCCUCGUGGGGAAAGACUGCACGGAUGGCGUCUGCAGGGUGCGGCUGCGGCCUCAUGUCAGCCCCAGGCACAGCUUUAACAACCUGGGCAUCCAGUGUGUUCGGAAGAAGGAAAUCGAAGCUGCCAUCGAGCGGAAGAUCCAGCUCGGAAUCGACCCCUACAAUGCUGGCUCUCUGAAGAACCAUCAGGAGGUGGACAUGAAUGUGGUCAGGAUAUGCUUCCAGGCGUCCUACCGGGACCAGCAAGGGCAGCUGCGCCGCCUGGAACCCGUUCUCUCUGAGCCUGUCUACGAUAAGAAGUCCACCAACACAUCGGAGCUGCGGAUCUGCCGAAUCAACAAGGAGAGCGGGCCAUGCACAGGUGGGGAGGAGCUGUACUUGCUGUGCGACAAGGUGCAGAAAGAGGACAUAUCCGUGGUGUUCAGCACAGCUUCCUGGGAGGGCAGAGCCGACUUCUCUCAAGCUGAUGUGCACCGGCAAAUUGCCAUUGUGUUCAAGACACCGCCCUACGAGGACCUGGAGAUCGCAGAGCCUGUGACUGUCAAUGUCUUCCUGCAGAGGCUCACAGAUGGAGUGUGCAGUGAGCCACUGCCCUUCACGUACCUGCCUCGGGAUCAUGACAGCUAUGGGGUGGACAAGAAGAGGAAGCGAGGGCUGCCCGACGUCCUUGGGGAGCUGAGUAGCUCUGACCCACAUGGGAUUGAAAGCAAACGACGGAAAAAGAAGCCCGUGUUCUUGGACCAUUUCCUGCCCAGCCACAGCUCAGGCCUGUUCCUCCCGCCAUCAGCCCUGCAGCCACCAGACACUGACUUCUUCCCUAAUACCAUAACCCUUCCUGGCUUGGAGCCUCCUGGUGGCCCCGAUCUCCUGGACGAUGGCUUUGCCUAUGACUCCUCUGCGCCUGCGCUCUUCACCAUGUUGGACCUGCUUCCCCCAGCACCACCACUGGCCAGUGCGGUGGUGGCUGCUGGGAGCGCGGGGGGCACAGUUGUGGAGUCUCCCGGCCCAGAGCCACUGACACUGGACUCGUAUGCAGCCCCAGGUCCCGGGGAGGUUGGCACUGCCAGCCUUGUGGGCAGCAACAUGUUCCCCAACCAGUACCGAGAGGCAGCUUUCGGGGGUGGCCUCCUGUCCCCAGGGCCUGAAGCCACGUAGCCUUUGAGGCCAGCGAAGGUACUGGGUGAGGGGUGUGCGGCAGCACCACAGUCCCCGGGGCCAACCUUGAUCAGUCUUCCAGCUUCCUCAUCCUCAAUCCUCAUCCUCAAUCGGACAGCUGCAGUGCUGGCAAGAAGCUGGGGAGAGCUUCAGUUCUCCUGGAGCCCAUUUCACAGAUGAGAAUGCUGAGUCCGAAGAGGAAAAGGGGCUCCUGCAGGUGGGCCCCUUAUCAGGACAGAUUCUGAGAGAUUGUACAUAGGGGAGGAGGGAGUAGAUCCCCGCCCUCGUCCCUGGUCCUGGAGGUGGGGGUAUGUUGUUUGUGCAGUUUUCCCAAUAAAAAUUAGUUUUUUGAGUC
Messenger RNA from Phodopus roborovskii (desert hamster), 2222 nucleotides. It is a transcript of the gene Relb, whose product is annotated as RELB proto-oncogene, NF-kB subunit. The transcript has 12 exons. Gene Ontology annotation, cellular component: cytoplasm. The record is from RefSeq and is a predicted model, not a curated record. The coding region runs from base 188 to 1867 and encodes 559 amino acids. Gene Ontology annotation, biological process: cellular response to stress; innate immune response; regulation of transcription by RNA polymerase II. Lineage: Eukaryota; Metazoa; Chordata; Mammalia; Rodentia; Cricetidae. Gene Ontology annotation, molecular function: DNA-binding transcription factor activity, RNA polymerase II-specific; RNA polymerase II cis-regulatory region sequence-specific DNA binding.